Molecule: messenger RNA, 1068 nt
Organism: Camellia sinensis
Lineage: Eukaryota; Viridiplantae; Streptophyta; Magnoliopsida; Ericales; Theaceae
Source: RefSeq, a predicted model, not a curated record
AUGAAGGAUGCAUCUGGCAAUACUGAUUUGGAACAAUGGAGCAAGGAAAAGAAUUAUGCAUCAAUGGAAUGCAAUAAUGUUGGAUCUGGGGGUCUUGUUUUCAAGAGCAAAGAAGAAUUGCUCAGUUGGGUACAAGACCCUGGAAGGAGAAAUGGGUUUGUGAUUGUCAUCAAGACAUCGGACUACGGUGAUGGUCGUAGGACACCAAGAAUAUAUCUUGCCUGUGAGAGAAGUGGUCAAUACAGAGCUCAUAAGAAAUUAAAAAGAGAUGAUUCGAAUAAAAAAAUUGUGAAGAUAACGGGUACAAAGAAAUACGGGUGUCCUUUUGAGUUAAGGGCUCAUAAGUUGAUGGCUGAUGAUGAUUGGAUGGAAGAUGUAGCAUGUGGAAUGCAUAACCAUGCUCCUGCUAAACAUUUUGAAGGACAUUCAUUUGCAGGGAGAUUAUCUGAGGAGGAAACACCAUUAUUAGUGGAUAUGUCCAAAAGCAUGGUCAGACCAAAAGAGAUUUUGGUUAUCUUGAAACAAAAGGAUGCUUUGAAUGUAACUACUAUGAAAACCAUUUACAAUGUACAUCAUAGGAAUAAUGUUAUUGAGAAAGCUGGGAGAUCACAAAUGCAACAGUUGUUGGGUGAAUUAGAAAAGCACAAUUACAUUGAGCGGCAUAAGUGUGACAACAACAUGAUGACUGUCACAGACUUGUUUUGGGCACAUCCUGUCAGUUUAGAUUUACUCCGUUCAUUUCCAGAGAUGUUGAUCAUGGACUGCACAUAUAAGACAAAUCGAUAUCAUCUUCCUCUUCUUGAGAUAGUUGGUGUGACAUCCACUGAUAUGUCAUUCUCCGUAGUCUUUGCGUAUCUCCAAUUUGAGUGGAUAGAUAACUACGUUUGUAUGUUAACGACAUUGCGUAGUCUCUUGGAUAACAUUGCUAUUCUCGAGGUAUAUCGGACUCGUACAACUACGACUUAUUCAUAUGUUGAUGCACUCCCAGUUGGAUUGAAGCCGUACAUAUGUCUUAUCAGGGAUAUAGAUGUCAAUGACAAUUAUGGUUUAGGGCCAUUGCUGGCUUGA